UUCGUUGCUUCGUCGUGUACGGUUGUAUGCUUGCAAACAAGUAAAGAUACAAACGUGUAAUGUCAACUCAGAGAAAAAUAUAACUUAGAUAUAUAAAACGAAAUUUUACAAAUUUCACGUAAAACUCACAAAACCGAAUUUACGAAAAGACAAACUAAGACCGUGAUCAAAGCGAGCACUUGGAUUAUCGCUCACGGCACAAAACUAAAAAUAUUGAAUACAAGAAAAAAUUCGAAUAAAAAAACUUGUUAUAAAAAACAAAAAUUAAGUGAAGUGUUGAAAAUUAAAAUUUUCAAAGAAAAUUGGAAACAUUUCCCCGAAGUGAAUAUGGAAUUUUAACCCAAGAAUCCCGCCAAUAAAAAAAUCAUUAUUUCAUCGAUUCCGAUUUCAUCAAUUUUCGAAUUCAUCAAACUUUUGUGAAAACAAAAAACACAACAACAACAUCACCAUGGCAUCUAAAAAUUUGGAAACUAUUUUAACGCUCACCUGCCUGGUAUUGCUGAUGGUGGCCUCCACAACCUCUGGCUUGGCCAAUUGUCCAGCUGGCUGCCAAUGUGAUGACAACACCCUAAUUGUCCAGUGCGGUGAAGGACAAUUGGAUGUGUUGCCAAUUGCCUUGAAUCCCUCCAUUCAACGCCUGGUCAUCAAGAACAACAAAAUCAAGACCAUCGACUCAUCCAUUCAAUUCUAUGCUGAAUUGACAUUCUUGGAUUUGUCCUCCAACCAUUUGAUGAACAUUCCCCAGCGUACCUUUGCCUAUCAGCGUAAACUGCAAGAGGUCCAUUUGCAGUACAACAAAAUUGGCCAAAUCAGCAACAAGACCUUGAUUGGUUUGUCGGCCGUUACCGUUUUGAAUUUGCGUGGCAAUCUCAUCUCAGAAUUACAUCAGGGCACCUUUGCACCAUUGGCCAAAAUUGAGGAGUUGAAUUUGGGCGAGAAUCGCAUUGGCUACAUUGAUCCCAAGGCUUUUGAUGGUUUGAAUCAAUUGAGAAUUUUGUAUUUGGAUGACAAUGCCUUGACCUCAGUGCCAGAUCCCAUACAUUUCCAGGCCAUGCCAUCGUUGGCUGAAUUGUUUUUGGGUACCAAUGCCUUGAUGACCGUGCCUCCAGCAGCCUUCCAAGAUUUAAAGGGUUUGACACGCCUAAACCUUAAAGGUGCUGGUUUGCGUAACAUUUCCCAUGAUUCCUUCCUGGGUUUGGAAUCCCUGCGUAUUUUGGACUUGUCUGACAAUCGUUUGGCUCGUGUGCCCACAAACAGCCUGAGUCAAUUGGGACGCUUGGAAGAAUUGUUCUUGGGUCAAAAUGAUUUCGAAGCCAUUCUCGAGGGAGCCUUUGUGGGUUUGAAACAAUUAAAACGUUUGGAAAUCACUGGAGCUUUGCGUUUGAAACGUGUCAUGACCGGUGCCUUUGGCAGCAACACGAAUUUGGAAUACCUGAAUUUGGCCUCCAACAAAAUGUUGAAUGAAAUCCAAGAAGGUGCCCUCAGUGGUUUGCCCCAUUUGAAAUAUGUCAAUCUGAAGGCAAAUGGUUUGACCACCCUGGCUGAAGGUCUUUUCCCUUGGCAAGAUUUGUCCACCUUGGAUUUGUCGGAAAAUCCCAUUGCCUGUGACUGCCGUGUUAUGUGGCUGAGAAAUGUUUUGAUUAACAAGAAUAACACCGGUGAUAAUGUCAGUGAAGUUCUCUGCGAAUUCCCCGAAAGUCUGAGAGGUGAGGAGUUGAAGAAUCUGAAUCCUGCCCUUAUGGGUUGCUCUCACACCGAUCCCCGUAAACAGGCCUUGAUUGGUGCCCUUUUGGUUGGAACUGCUGCCACCAUUACCACCUUGGUCUUGAUUGUCUAUCGUUGCCGCAGAAAGAUCCGUGACUACUUGAAGGGUGGUAUCUUCGGCAACUCGGCCUUGGGCAACAAGGAACGUGAAUAUCAAAAGACUUUCUGUGACGAAGACUACAUGACCCGCCAUCAACAUCAUCCCUGCAGUUUGGGUAUCCAUUCCACUUUCCCCAACACCUAUACGCCUCACAAUAUGGGACCUGCCCACUAUGGUCCCAUGUGCCCUGUGCAAAUGAAUGGUGCCGAACAGAAGAAUUUCCAACAAUUGCAGGUGCCAACUGGUACAAUUUUGAGCGACAAAAAAGCAGGUAAAACCCAAAGCAAUACCGUCAAUGAUGACAGCGAUUCCUUUGUGGUCCACAUCAAGAACAGCUCCAACAAUGCUGCUGCCAUACAAAAAUUGAACCACUACACCAAACCUCAUUUGUUCCAACAAACCGCAGCUGUGGGUGAUUCCUGCUAUUCCUAUGCCGAUUUGCCAAUUAUUCACUCGAACUCGAAUCAGGAGCAGAACAUUAACUAUCAUCAACAGCCCAUGCACUAUGGUACCUCCCAAGACUAUUCCAAUUCAACGGCCAGCACUGUGGAAAUGGAUCCCAACUACAUUUACAGCAACACCCAUUACUCCAUGCCAUUGGAACAGGGCAACAGCCAAAGAGUCAAGACCCCCACACCACCACCUGUACCACCAGCACUGCCCCUACGCAACCCUCCACAAAUGUUGAGCGUCAGCACCACCGGACGUCGUUCCUUCAACCAUGGCUCCAAACACAGCCAGGCCAAUGGCGGUCAUGUCAAUCAGGCCCAAACCAUGCGUUAUCAACACUGAUUGUGGGACAAUAACUCGGGAAGUUUGAAACGACCUGGACCAGGUUAUGCAAGAACUCCGGAGAAUUAUCCCAGCUCGGCAGCGUUAACGUAUCAUCGCCAGAAUUUAAGCAUUUGGGCUUAGAGGCGAAACAAUUCAAAUUUCAAAGUGGUCAACUGUGAUGCCAGACUAUCGUAGAACAAGCUAACAAGGACUUAAGACUCCCCCACCCGCCCUCUCCUGCAAAAAAUGUACAGAACCAAUUUCAUUUUAUUUUUAAACACACAAACAAACCGAACAAAGACAUUUAGUUUUCUAGGAUAUUUUUUUUAAUUUAGUUUAAAACGAAUUAGGCUAACACAUACACACACUCACAUACAUUUUUCGUAUGUGUGGAUCAUUAAAAGAAAGAAGAAAGAAAAAACAAAAAUAAAAUAAUAGGGAAUCAUUGUAAAUAUUUCAUCAUCGUCAUCAUCAUUUAAGGAACGAUCUCUCUAAGAUUCAGCCGUAAACAAAAUUUAAUUUCCUUAUUUGUAUUCAUUCUAUUAUUAUUAUUUUUUU
Molecule: messenger RNA, 3196 nt
Organism: Musca domestica (house fly)
Lineage: Eukaryota; Metazoa; Arthropoda; Insecta; Diptera; Muscidae
Product: carboxypeptidase N subunit 2
Exons: 1
Coding region: 449-2656 (735 amino acids)
Cellular component (GO): extracellular matrix
Molecular function (GO): protein binding
Source: RefSeq, a predicted model, not a curated record